This is a messenger RNA of Staurois parvus, 946 nucleotides long. The record is from the annotation of a GenBank genome assembly. NCBI's taxonomy places the organism in Eukaryota, Metazoa, Chordata, Amphibia, Anura, Ranidae.
AUUCAUCGUGGGGAAGGUGUCAGGGAUGCUGCGCUGUAGGUUCCUCUCCUGGCACAAGACCGCCCUCCUCCACACAUGUAGCCGGCUGCUGGCCUCAGACAAGGACCUCCUGCUGAAGCUGAGGAGGAAGACCGGCUAUUCGUUCACCAACUGCAAGAAGGCCCUGGACAAGUUCAGCAAUGACGUCAAGCAGGCAGAAUCUUGGCUACAUGAACAGGCCCAGAAAGAAGGAUGGAGUAAAGCCUCAAAAUUGCAAGGAAGAAAGACUGCAGAGGGUCUUCUAGGACUGCUGCAUAAAGGCAACACUGCAGUAUUGGUGGAAGUGAACUGUGAAACAGACUUUGUUGCCAGGAAUGUGAAGUUUCAGCAGCUGGUCCAGCAGGUGGCGGUCUCAACACUAAAGCAUUGCCAUAGUAUAGAGAGAAACCAGACCUCAUACUUGAAGGGUUUCCUUGCCGGAGAAGAGUUUUUAGAAAUGAAGACAGAAGAGUCCUCAUUGAAAGACCUUCUUGCGAUGACUAUUGGAAAGCUGGGUGAGAACAUGACCGUGAAGAGGGCUGCAUGGGUCACUGUCCCUUCUAGUAUGUUUAUUGGUUCAUACAUGCAUGGCUCCCUACCUGCAGACAUGCCUUCCUUGGCUAACAUGGCAUUUGGGAAGUAUGGAGCUUUGGUUAUUUGCAAGCCAAAUGAUCACUGCAAAAGCAACAUUACUGAACUCGGGCGUAGACUGGGCCAGCAUGUAGUGGGCAUGAGCCCGUCGACCCUGGGUUCUCUAGAAGAUGAGUCUACUGGGGAGACAGAAACCAGGAUGCUGGUGCAGCCCUUCCUACUGGAGCCCAUCCUAACUGUAGGACAGUAUCUGCAGCCGCAUGAUCUUGAAGUGCUGGAUUUUGUACGCUUUGAGUGUGGGGAGGAAACGCAGACAACACAACCCAACCAGUCCUAA